Molecule: messenger RNA, 3774 nt
Organism: Stylonychia lemnae
Lineage: Eukaryota; Ciliophora; Spirotrichea; Sporadotrichida; Oxytrichidae
Source: the annotation of a GenBank genome assembly
AUGAGAUCAUCAUCUUAGCCUGGGUCCCGUAUACCCAGAUUUGAAGAUGUCCUCCAAGAAAGACUUCAUAAGUAAUCAGAACUCUAGCGGAAGUUUAUUGACAUGCCCAUGAUUGAAGAAUCAUCAAAGACAUAUAAGGAGCUGUGCGAUGGACUGAUUCCACAAGAGGAUUUCUUUAUUGAUCAGCUAUUAGACAUUAGUUCUAAGUUUCAUGGUCAUUACAUGACUAAAAUGCUGAAAUAGGUCAAAGCAGAGAAGGAAAAUUUAGAUAAAACAACUAAAGAAUAGACAUCACAGAUAAAGAUGCUUGUGGAUUAAGUAAAUAUAAAGCAUAAGGAAUUUGAGAAAUCUUAGGAGGAGUUAGACAUUUCAAGUAAGCAAAACAAGAUUAAGGAAGCAAUAAUUGAAAAAUUGAAAAAAGAGCUUGAAGAUUACAAAAACCAAAAUUUUAACUUGCAGAUUGAUUAUGCGAGCAAUUCAGGCAGCGAAAAGGUCAGCUCUACGCUCAUUGAUAAAUUGAAAGAGGCUUAUGAGGCUUAAAUAACAGCCUAGCUUGACGAAUUAACCUAAAAGGAUAGGACUCUGAAUGAGAAAUCUGAGGAGAUCUUGCAGCUAUAAUUAGAACUGAAUCUAGCUAAAUAAAGUAGCCAAAGUUUAGAGCAUAGAAACAGCGAAAAGCAAAGAUUUGAAGAGAAUAUAGAAAUUACUUACAAGAGUAAAAUUGAGUAACUUUAGAAAAUAUUAGAUUCAAAUACUACUUUAAUUCAGCAAUAUCAAUAAAGGGAUUCAGCUACUGAGACAACACUUUAGUUUUAAAUAGAGUAGGAAUAGAAGUAUGUUGAGUUAAUGCAGCAAUAUCAUAUGCUUGAAACUGACUGGAAGAAUAUGGAGACAUAUAUUAGAGGUCUCAAUGACUACCAAGCUCAUGUAGAAGGCAAAUACUCGAUGCUCUUAGAGGAGUAUUAAUAACUAAUUCUUAGCAGAGAUCAUGAAGAAGAUUAUGGCAAAAAUUAACUCUCCGUUGAAUAAGAGAAAAAUUACCAAGAACUGAUAAGCCUCAAGGAUGAGGAGAUUAACUUGCUAAAGGAAGAUAAAUCGAAGAAAGAGUCCAUGAUAAUGGGAUUGAAUGUAAAGAUACAAUAAUUAAAUAAGAUUUAAGAAGAAUAUGACUAAUUAUAGCAAAUAAACACUCAAGUUAAUCAAGUCAAGACAACAUAUCAGCAGGAACUUGGCAUGAAGGAUAUUAUGAUCCAAGAAAUAGAGUAAAAGCUUAAAAGAGUGUAAAGCUAGGGCAGCUCAUAGAAGUAAGAAAAAGACAGAGAGGUUUAAGAGUUGUAAAAGACUAGAGACCUGAAUCAAAAAUUGAUUGUUUAACUUGAAAAGCAACUCAAGGAAAUGGAAACUAAGCAAAGUAAGUCUGUCAAGAUUUCAAGCGAAAGAGACAGACUUAAAAAAGAGAAUGAAUAACUUCACUAAUAGAUUGAAUAACAAAUGAAGUUGCUAGAGCUAAAAGAAAAGGAAUUCGAUGAAGUAAAAAAACUUAAAUAAGCAGAGACAAAGGAAAUAUAAAAGCUUAAACAAGAGAUUAAUGGCCUUAAGUAAGAACUAUAAGUCGCAUAAGAGAAAUCUUAGAAUGAUUAGGAAGAUUAAAAUCAUGAACUUGAAUCUGAUUUGAACGAGCUUGAAUUUUAUCUUUAAGAGUUAAAGGAGGUAAAGGAGAGAAUUUUCAACUCUGUGAUGACUACUAAACAAAUAUUCAACCCAUUAUAAAGUAGAAUGUCUAGUGAGUCAUAAAUUUCACCAGGAAUGAAUGAGGACUUUUACAUAAAUCUUUAAGAUUCUAGAUCAGUAACUCAUAGCGUAAAAUACUUGUUCCAAAGUAUCAAGGAAGUAAUCAGAAAGGAACUAGAACAUUUGAUCAUUAUUAAUCAAUAAGUCCUAGAUGUGUAGAAUAAUGCCUAAGAUAAACCAGAGUAACAUUUGAAUUCUCCAUAGGCUUAGAGUAUAUAUCCAUAACAAUCAGUAGAUAGAGCCAUAAGCAGACUAAAAUCACUAUUUGAGUCAGUUUCACAUUAAGGUUCAACUGCUGAUCUGAGAUUAGACUCUAAUGGGAAUAUGAUAAGUAACAAUCAAACUUCAAAUGAUGUAGAAAGCACUGAUGAUAUUGAGCAGAUUGCAGAACAUGUUGUAGUUACUUACGAAUUAAUGCAAGAGGAAAAUAGAUUAUUAUUAAAGGAAAGGGAAUAUUAUUACGAAUAAAACCUUAAGAAGUUAGUAAAAGAAAACGAAGACCUGAGAUUAGAAGUUCUCAAACUAAAGGAUUAAGUGAUGUCUUUGAAGAGUAUUGAAUCACUUAGACUUUAAGAGUUUGAGAGACAUCUUUAUGAAAAAUAAAAUCAUGAUUUCUUGUCAUUUGCUGAUUAGAACGAGCAACUAUUGUAGAGAAACAUUUAGCUUUAAAAUGAGUAAAGAUAACUCAUUCAAUAAAUUGAAGCUCAAGCUGAAAUAAAUUAAAGACUUAUGGAAGAGAAUUAGUAUCUGAAGAGAAAUAAAAGAGGAGGAGAGGAAGAAGCAAAUAAUGGCAGGCAUACAGUAAGAGAAUGCAUGAUUACUAGAUCUAAGGUAUCAAGUCCUGAUAGAGUACUGAGCAACAAGAGAUCUGACUCUAAGAAUAUUCCAUUUACUAAGAGAGGUGGUGCUCCUCACAAUUGCAGCUCAAGAAACAUUGAUGAUGGACAGUAAAAAAGAGUUCCUACUAAUAGAUCAAAUCAUAAUACUGGUCAUAGUCCAGCUCCAAGAACCUCAUAGACAAGACCAGUUGUCAAUCAUAAUUAUUCAGACUUGAAAUCACCAUUACUAAAUCACAAUAAGAAACUUGAUCAGAACAAAUAUUCUUCAACGAACAGUACAACUUAAUUAGCCAAUGUUUUAACAUAGCAAUACUCAUAGCAACAAAGUUCAAGUCAAAACACAAUUUAUGCUUCAAAUAGAGUAACCUACAGACAGAAUGAUGAUGAAAAUGACAAGCUAAAUUCUUUGAUUGAGGACUACAGAAGAGAAAACGAGAGAUGCACCUAGAAAAUUCAAGAAUUACAGGAUAAGUUGCAUACUACCAGCAGAAAGUACAAGAAUAAGGACGAAAAGAAUUUGAACAACACUGAGACUCUAAACAGUAACUGGUAAAAUACCAAUAACAGCUUUAAAGCUUUGAGCAAUAAUGAAUCAAUGGGUAAUUAUUCAUAAAAUAAUUAACUUUAUUCAGAUAUUCAUCCCCAGAGACUUACAACUGGCCCAAUUUCCCAAUCUACUUAAAAUCUGUAGCAUCUUGCCCUGAACACAAAUAACAACUCUCAGAACAUUUACAUGCAAUCUAAUAACACUCUUCCAGAGAAGGAGACCUAGCAGCUUUUGCAUAAGUAGCAGGAUUAUUCGCCCCAGAGAUUAAUGAGUGCCAAUAGCAACAGUAGUGGCAUUAGUCAAGGUAACUUAAGCCAAAAUUAAUAAUACUAAAAUAAUAUAGCUUCUCUAAAGCAUAACAACUAAUCUCAGAGCACCUCAAUGUUGAACAACACUAAUCCAAUCCCCAACAACUAUCCUAGCAGCUUUUUAUUUGGCUCUCAGCAGCAACUUGAUCAAAGCGUGAAUCAUUCAGGAGUUUAUAAAAGAGAAAAAGCGCCAGUGAGCUCUGUAAUUGAAACAUCAAAAAAUAUUACCAAGGCCAAGCAAAUAGUAAAUAGCAAUAAUACAAGAUCAACUGGCAGAUUAUUAAAGUGA